AUGACCAAUAAAGUCAAAUACAAGUCACACUGUUUAGCUAAGAAAUCUAGGAAACAUCGCCUAAAGUCAAAAAAAUGCUCCUGUAUAUGGAGAACAUACCUGCUAAAAACACCUUCUGACGGUAAUAAUAUUUCUAUCAGAUUAGAGGGUAGAAUACCGCUGCCUUUACAUAGUAUAUUUUGCUACAGGUGUGGAAGGAAAGGGCAUUAUGGUGAUGAUUGUGAGAAACGAUCGUCUUGUGCGGAUGGUACCGAUUUUGGAAGCGCUUUCUCUGGUAAAAACUUACGACAUAAUCUUAAAAAACAAUAUUAUAGAUCUUUAAAAAGAAGUCGAAAAGACACAAUCUUAGAUUCGAAUCCCUCAGACGACGUUAUACUUGCUAAAAAUACGAAAUCUCAAAUUUACAAGGAUCUGAUUAAGAAUCGUAAUAGUACCACAGUCACCUCCAAAAGGCAUAUUAUUCUUAAUUUUUACCCACCUCCUUAUAAUAAUAAGACAUUUAAGAACCAUGAUAAUCUGCCCUAA
This is a messenger RNA of Naumovozyma dairenensis CBS 421, 525 nucleotides long. RefSeq names its product TRAMP complex RNA-binding subunit (gene AIR2). Gene Ontology annotation, molecular function: nucleic acid binding; zinc ion binding. Bases 1 to 525 code for a protein of 174 amino acids. The transcript has a single exon. Lineage: Eukaryota; Fungi; Ascomycota; Saccharomycetes; Saccharomycetales; Saccharomycetaceae. The record is from RefSeq and is a predicted model, not a curated record.